This is a messenger RNA of Darwinula stevensoni, 1305 nucleotides long. The record is from the annotation of a GenBank genome assembly. Lineage: Eukaryota; Metazoa; Arthropoda; Ostracoda; Podocopida; Darwinulidae.
GAUGAGAUUCCUCGUGAUGAUCCUAGCUCACCAACAGAGGAAACCCUUCAUCAUAUAAUUCCAAAUAACAAACUUGAAGAGGCUGUUCUGGUUCACGACACAAUACGGGAUGGUGACACUGAUGCCGUAGCAGAAACGAGGCUAGAACCACUUCGAGCAAAUUUGGAAAAUUUCGUAAACCAGGAACGCAUGAGAACCAUCAUCGAGGGUCAACUUGAUGCCCAAGGUCAACUGAAGCAACAAAAGCUCGUCGGUACUUUUCUGCACGCUGCAAUUUCGUGGAAUCCCAAUAAUUUAGUCAGAGGUCCUCUUCCUGAAUUCCGAGCCAAUGAUCCUAAGAGUGAUAUCGACAAGGAAAUAGGGAACCUGCAGACACAAGAGCAUCAGGACGCUGUCAAGCAGUUUGACACAGCGCCAUCAACAGAGAAGCUCGACAGGCUCGCAAAAUUUCCAGCUACUAUACCUGUCGACUGGCACAAACCCCCUGGACAGCAGAAAUACGUUGCUACUCAGGUAACGCACCACCUGCGAGGGAUGGCAACCCAAAACUUCAUUAAGACCUGUUUUGAACAGGGCACCUACACAGUGCUGCUAGUGCCGCGUGUUCUCACAGCAGAGGGCGCACAGCGCUCUGGUGUCUAUGUGCACAAGGAUGGACUGCAUCUAGAUGAAAUCAAAUGGUUUGAGGACAUGGACUGGGGAAGAGACAGAGUUCUGAUGCCGACUCUGAAAACAUCUAGUUACGGUGAUUACGUACUCCACGUUGGACUGAUCGACACUAAGUAUUUCGAGUCCAGGGAACAACUAGAUUCCCUGUAUUCCAAGGACUGGCAGGACGCUGAGCCGUGCUAUCCAGACGCCACAGUUACAACCGUCGAGCAAGUUUCGUUUCGGGAAGCACUGAAACUAAUGACCGUCGACAUUUGGUGCGACAUGGAUUAUUUUUUGGCCAAUCGGGACGAGAUGGAAAAGGAUUUAGGUCGCAAGUUGCCUAAUCUGGAUUUGGACGAUAAGGAUUUGUUGAAGCAGUUGGAAGACGAACUAUUUUAUAAACAAUCUGUGAAGAUUUUCGGUCGAGAAGAAGGCGAUGAUGAAAAGUCUGCAGUGACCUUCACAGACUUCCGUCAUUUGUUUUUUGAUGGGAACGAAAGGUUUGGGACUGCCAGGCAUGGGAAACACUACGUGGUUUUCUUUCACGUCACGGGCUGACGUUUUGAAACCCAAGUGAUGUGUUACUUGUGAGACCAUCCCAAUAAAUUUGGCAUGUUUAACAUUUUUAACAAAUUAAAGACGACAGUGUGUGAC